GCCCGCCGUCCGAGCAGCCCCGCGGCGCGCUCUGCCCUCGGGGUCGCGGCGCCCGUCCCUCUCUGGUUCUGCUGUAGCCUAGCACACCGAGGCCCGGGAGCCUGGCUGGGGCAGGGACUGGAGCCGCGGGACGGCUCCUGGAGGUUCGCGGGAAGUCAUGGAGUUGAACACCAAGAAGAAGCUUCAUGCCCUGUCCCUGGCUGAGAAGAUCCAGGUGCUGGAACUCUUGGACGAGUCUAAGAUGUCCCAGUCAGAGGUGGCCCGGCGCUUCCGGGUCUCCCAGCCCCAGAUCUCACGUAUCUGCAAGAAUAAGGAGAAGCUGCUGGCAGACUGGUGCAGUGGCACGGCCAACCACGAGCGCAAGCGCAAGCGUGAGUCCAAGUACAGUGGGAUUGACGAAGCUCUGCUCUGUUGGUACCACAUUGCCCGAGCCAAGGCCUGGGACGUCACUGGGCCCAUGCUGCUCCACAAGGCGAAGGAACUGGCUGAUAUCAUGGGCCAGGAUUUUGUGCCCAGCAUCGGCUGGCUUGUCCGCUGGAAACGCCGAAACAAUGUGGGCUUUGGGUCCCGCCAGGUCCUCGUCCCUCUGUUGCCCCCUGAACCACCUCCCUCGGGGCCUCCAUCCCAGGCCCAGCCACCUCUUUCUCUUAAGGACUUCUCACCGGAAGAUGUUUUUGGCUGCGCUGAAGUGCCCUUGUUUUACCGGGCAGUGCCCGGCAGAGUGUUUCAAUGUGACCGGUUGCAGGUACUGCUGUGUGCCAACAGCAGAGGCACAGAAAAGCGAAAAGUAUUUGUGGGUGGGCUCCAGGUUGCCCCAAGAUGCUUCUUUGGGGUCAACAGUGACGCACUACCUGCCUCUUAUCACCCGGACCUAGCAAUCCCCUGGUCAGAGUGGCUGGCACAGUUUGACCAGGACAUGGGACAACAGGGCCGACGGGUAGCCUUGCUGCUGGCUGCCAGAGUGGCAGAGGGAUGGACCAGCCCUCCCGGGCUCCACCACGUGUGCCUCCUGCCUCUCUCUGCCGCUGGCACCACACCUUCUCUGCCUGGUUCUGUGAUUCUGGCCUUUAAGGCCCAUUACCGUCACCGUCUGCUGAGCAAACUGGCUGCCACGCAGAGCGGGAAAGGGGAUGCCUCACUGGCUGAGGCCAGGGCCAGCAUCACAGUUUUGGAUGCUCUGCAUAUGGUGGCUGCAGCUUGGGCCAAGGUACCUCCUCGGCUCAUUUUGAGCAGUUUCAUUCAGGAAGGGCUUGCUCCGGGCAAAACACAGCUGUCCCUGGACAAAGACACUGAGAUGUCACCAGUCCCUAGUGGGCUGAGCCCAGAGGAGUUUUCCCACUUUGUGGACCUGGAGGAUGAGGACCCAGAGCCUGGGGUAUGCAAAGAGGAGACGGGUACUGAAGACAGUGGGAGGGAAGAAGAUGGCUUUGAGGCCCUGCCCACCAAAGCCGAUGCCCUGAGGGCACUGUGCACUCUGAGGAGGUGGCUGGAAUGCAACAGUACCUCCCCAGAGCUCUUUGAGAAGUUCUAUGACUGUGAGGCAGAGGUGGAGCGGCUCUGCCGGCUAUGAGGAAGCAGAGCCCACCCACAAAUCCUCUCUGCUUUUCCCGUUUCCCAUGGAAACGCCUCUCCAGAGGCACACUGGCUCUUUCCUGUGGAAAUAGUGUGUGGAGGGUGUAAAAGGGAAGGAAGUUGGGACACAAAGUCUAAGGUCAGAGUAACACUUGUUCAAGCCUAGAGUUUCCACAGGUGGGGCCUCGAGAGUGGGAAUCUAGGCUGUGUCGCUUCUAGGCCCUGGUAGAAGUUCUAGAGCUUUCAGGGGAGUUAGUCUUAAUAAGGUAGACCCCAGAAAGGUGGGCUUCCUGACAUCGGCCUGUCCCUUGAAUUUCGUGUCAAAAGCAAUUUUGCUUCUGGAAAUAAAG
Molecule: messenger RNA, 1922 nt
Organism: Acomys russatus (golden spiny mouse)
Lineage: Eukaryota; Metazoa; Chordata; Mammalia; Rodentia; Muridae
Gene: Tigd3
Product: tigger transposable element derived 3
Exons: 2
Coding region: 158-1570 (470 amino acids)
Cellular component (GO): nucleus
Molecular function (GO): DNA binding
Source: RefSeq, a predicted model, not a curated record